This is a messenger RNA of Lagenorhynchus albirostris (white-beaked dolphin), 4561 nucleotides long. It is a transcript of the gene NRXN1, whose product is annotated as neurexin 1. NCBI's taxonomy places the organism in Eukaryota, Metazoa, Chordata, Mammalia, Artiodactyla, Delphinidae. The transcript has 22 exons. The record is from RefSeq and is a predicted model, not a curated record. Bases 1 to 4560 code for a protein of 1519 amino acids.
AUGGGGACGGCGCUUCUCCAGCGCGGGGGCUGCUUUCUCGUGUGCCUCUCGCUGCUGCUCCUGGGCUGCUGGGCAGAGCUGGGCAGCGGGCUGGAGUUCCCGGGCGCUGAGGGCCAGUGGACGCGCUUCCCCAAGUGGAACGCCUGCUGCGAGAGCGAGAUGAGCUUCCAGCUCAAGACGCGCAGCGCCCGGGGCCUAGUGCUCUACUUCGACGAUGAGGGCUUCUGCGACUUCCUGGAGCUCAUCCUGACGCGCGGCGGCCGCCUGCAGCUCAGCUUCUCCAUCUUCUGCGCCGAGCCCGCCACGCUCCUGGCCGACACCCCGGUCAACGACGGGGCGUGGCACAGCGUGCGUAUCCGACGUCAGUUCCGCAACACCACGCUCUUCAUCGACCAGGUGGAGGCCAAGUGGGUGGAGGUCAAGUCCAAGCGCCGGGACAUGACGGUGUUCAGCGGCCUCUUCGUCGGGGGGCUGCCCCCGGAACUACGCGCCGCGGCGCUCAAGCUCACGCUGGCCUCCGUGCGGGAGCGAGAGCCCUUCAAAGGGUGGAUUCGCGACGUGCGGGUCAACUCCUCGCAGGCCCUGCCGGUGGACAGCGGCGAGGUGAAGCUGGACGACGAGCCGCCUAACAGCGGCGGCGGGAGCCCGUGCGAGGCUGGCGAGGAGGGCGAGGGCGGGGUGUGCCUCAACGGAGGCGUGUGUUCCGUAGUGGACGACCAGGCGGUGUGUGACUGCUCGCGAACCGGCUUCCGCGGCAAAGACUGCAGCCAAGAAGACAACAAUGUGGAAGGUCUGGCGCACCUGAUGAUGGGCGACCAAGGAAAAGAAGAAUACAUUGCCACUUUCAAGGGAUCUGAAUACUUCUGCUACGACUUGUCUCAAAACCCCAUUCAAAGCAGCAGCGAUGAAAUAACUCUGUCCUUUAAAACCCUUCAGAGGAAUGGACUGAUGCUUCACACUGGGAAAUCAGCUGAUUAUGUCAAUCUCGCCCUGAAAAAUGGAGCUGUCUCUCUGGUCAUUAAUUUGGGAUCAGGGGCCUUUGAAGCACUAGUGGAGCCCGUGAAUGGAAAGUUUAAUGAUAAUGCCUGGCAUGAUGUGAAAGUCACCAGGAAUCUGCGUCAGCACUCAGGCAUUGGACACGCUAUGGUAAACAAACUACAUUGUUCGGUGACAAUAUCAGUGGAUGGGAUUCUUACCACAACGGGCUACACGCAAGAAGAUUAUACCAUGCUGGGGUCUGAUGACUUUUUCUAUGUUGGAGGCAGUCCCAGCACAGCAGACCUUCCCGGGUCACCAGUCAGUAACAACUUUAUGGGCUGUCUCAAAGAGGUUGUGUAUAAAAAUAAUGAUGUAAGGCUGGAAUUAUCUCGACUUGCCAAGCAAGGAGACCCGAAGAUGAAGAUUCAUGGAGUGGUGGCCUUUAAAUGUGAGAAUGUUGCAACUUUGGACCCAAUCACCUUUGAAACCCCAGAAUCUUUCGUCUCUUUGCCUAAAUGGAAUGCAAAGAAAACAGGCUCCAUAUCGUUUGAUUUCCGCACAACAGAGCCCAAUGGCCUCAUCUUAUUUAGUCAUGGCAAACCACGGCACCAAAAAGAUGCCAAGCACCCCCAGAUGAUAAAGGUUGACUUCUUCGCUAUUGAGAUGCUGGAUGGCCACCUCUACCUCCUCCUAGACAUGGGGUCAGGCACAAUCAAAAUCAAAGCCCUGCAGAAGAAGGUGAAUGAUGGAGAAUGGUAUCACGUGGACUUCCAAAGAGACGGACGGUCAGGUACCAUUUCUGUCAACACUCUGCGCACGCCCUACACUGCUCCUGGCGAGAGUGAGAUUCUGGACCUGGAUGACGAGUUGUACCUGGGGGGCUUGCCAGAAAAUAAGGCCGGCCUCAUCUUCCCCACCGAGGUGUGGACUGCGCUGCUCAACUAUGGCUACGUGGGCUGCAUAAGAGAUUUGUUCAUUGACGGCCAGAGCAAAGAUAUCCGGCAAAUGGCUGAAGUUCAAAGUACUGCUGGAGUGAAGCCGUCCUGCUCCAGGGAAACAGCAAAACCGUGCCUUAGCAACCCUUGCAAAAACAGCGGCAUGUGCAGGGAUGGGUGGAACAGAUAUGUCUGCGAUUGUUCCGGAACAGGCUAUCUUGGCAGGUCCUGCGAGAGAGAAGCAACGGUUCUGAGCUAUGAUGGGAGUAUGUUUAUGAAAAUCCAGCUCCCGCUGGUGAUGCACACAGAGGCUGAGGAUGUAUCCUUACGGUUUCGGUCCCAACGCGCAUAUGGCAUUCUCAUGGCAACCACCUCCAGAGACUCAGCAGACACCCUCCGCCUGGAGCUGGACGCAGGACGUGUGAAACUGACGGUCAAUCUAGAUUGUAUCAGGAUUAACUGUAAUUCCAGCAAAGGUCCCGAGACCCUUUUUGCCGGCUAUAACCUCAAUGAUAACGAAUGGCACACAGUGCGUGUGGUUCGUCGAGGAAAAAGUUUAAAGUUAACGGUGGAUGAUCAACAGGCCAUGACAGGUCAAAUGGCGGGGGAUCAUACAAGGCUGGAGUUUCAUAACAUAGAGACUGGCAUCAUCACGGAACGCCGGUAUCUGUCUUCUGUUCCCUCCAACUUCAUUGGGCACCUGCAGAGCCUGACAUUUAAUGGAAUGGCAUACAUUGACUUGUGUAAAAAUGGCGACAUAGAUUAUUGUGAGCUCAAUGCCAGGUUUGGCUUCAGGAACAUCAUAGCAGACCCUGUCACCUUCAAGACCAAAUCGAGCUAUGUUGCCUUAGCUACGUUGCAAGCCUACACUUCUAUGCAUCUUUUUUUCCAGUUCAAGACAACAUCCCUAGAUGGACUAAUUCUGUAUAACAGUGGGGAUGGAAACGACUUUAUUGUGGUUGAAUUAGUUAAAGGGUACUUACAUUACGUGUUUGAUUUGGGAAAUGGUGCUAACCUCAUCAAAGGGAGCUCAAAUAAACCUCUCAAUGACAAUCAGUGGCACAACGUGAUGAUAUCAAGGGACACCAGCAACCUCCACACUGUAAAGAUUGACACGAAAAUCACAACGCAAAUCACAGCGGGAGCCAGGAACUUGGACCUUAAGAGUGACUUGUAUAUAGGAGGAGUGGCCAAGGAAACAUAUAAAUCCUUGCCGAAACUCGUCCAUGCCAAGGAGGGCUUUCAAGGCUGCCUGGCAUCAGUUGAUCUAAAUGGACGGCUUCCAGACCUCAUCUCAGAUGCUCUUUUCUGCAAUGGACAGAUUGAGAGAGGCUGUGAAGUUGCAUUGAUGAAAGCUGACUUGCAAGGGCCCAGCACAACCUGCCAGGAGGACUCAUGUUCCAACCAAGGCGUGUGCUUGCAGCAGUGGGACGGCUUCAGCUGUGACUGUAGCAUGACCUCCUUCAGUGGGCCACUCUGCAAUGACCCUGGGACAACGUAUAUCUUUAGCAAAGGUGGUGGACAAAUCACGUAUAAGUGGCCUCCUAAUGACCGGCCAAGUACACGAGCAGACAGACUGGCCAUAGGGUUUAGCACUGUUCAGAAAGAAGCUGUAUUGGUGCGAGUGGACAGUUCUUCUGGCCUGGGAGACUACCUAGAGCUGCAUAUACAUCAAGGAAAAAUCGGAGUUAAAUUUAAUGUUGGGACAGAUGACAUCGCCAUCGAAGAGUCCAAUGCAAUCAUUAACGAUGGGAAAUACCAUGUAGUCCGUUUCACGAGGAGUGGUGGCAAUGCCACGUUACAGGUGGACAGCUGGCCAGUGAUUGAGCGCUACCCUGCAGGAAACAAUGAUAACGAGCGCCUGGCGAUUGCUAGACAGCGAAUUCCAUAUCGACUUGGUCGAGUAGUUGAUGAAUGGCUACUCGACAAAGGGCGUCAGCUCACAAUCUUCAAUAGCCAAGCAACCAUAAUAAUUGGCGGGAAAGAGCAGGGCCAGCCCUUCCAGGGUCAGCUCUCUGGGCUUUACUACAAUGGCUUGAAAGUUCUGAAUAUGGCAGCCGAAAAUGAUGCCAACAUCGCCAUAGUGGGAAAUGUGAGACUGGUUGGUGAAGUGCCUUCCUCUAUGACAACUGAGUCGACAGCCACUGCCAUGCAGUCAGAGAUGUCCACGUCAAUUAUGGAGACCACCACGACCCUGGCUACUAGCACAGCCAGAAGAGGAAAGCCCCCUACAAAAGAACCCAUUAGCCAGACCACAGAUGACAUCCUUGUGGCCUCAGCGGAGUGUCCCAGCGAUGACGAGGACAUUGACCCCUGUGAGCCGAGCUCAGGUGGGUUAGCCAACCCAACCCGGGCAGGCGGGAGAGAGCCAUACCCAGGCUCAGCAGAAGUGAUUCGGGAGUCCAGCAGCACCACGGGCAUGGUUGUGGGGAUCGUAGCCGCUGCCGCCCUGUGCAUCCUCAUCCUCCUUUACGCCAUGUACAAAUACAGAAACCGGGAUGAAGGCUCAUACCACGUGGAUGAGAGUCGAAACUACAUCAGUAACUCAGCACAGUCCAAUGGGGCUGUAGUAAAGGAGAAACAACCCAGCAGUGCGAAAAGCGCCAACAAAAACAAGAAAAACAAGGAUAAAGAGUACUACGUCUGAU